AUGGGUCCUUCCGCUACAUCCGCGGCAGCCCAACAGGAAACACGACGCGGCGAGUGGGACGAUGGUGGAGAUCCCUUGGCGACCAAGGAGAAACCGCCCAUGUCCGCCUCGCCUCCUCGCGUCCUUAUCAUCGGUGCGGGCUCCCGUGGUCGCACCUAUGCCGAGACCACAGAAACCGCGAGCAACGGCAUCGUUGUCGGUGUGGUUGAGCCCGAUACCUACAAGCGCAACGACCUCGGCUUCCGGCACAUCUGGGGUGCCAAUGGUCGUUCGGAGCCCGCCGAGGGCGAGUCGUUUGCCGACUGGCAGGACUUUGUCACCUACGAGAAACAACGCCGACAGCGCGCGGCGGCGGGUGAAGCGAAUGUGCCCGAAGCCGUGGACGCCGUCUUCAUCUGCGUGCAGGACGAGAUGCACCGGGCAGUGAUUGAGGCCAUGGUGGGACUGGGCGGCUUGCACAUUAUGUGCGAGAAGCCGCUGGCCACGUCCAUCGAAGACUGUGCGGCCAUCCACCGGGCGCUCAAGGCGAAUGCGGCCGACGGCUCGGGCAACUUUGGCAGCAAGCACGUUUUCUCCAUUGGCCACGUGCUGCGCUACAGCCCCCACAACGUAUUGCUGCGCAAGCUGCUGCUCGAGGAUCGUGUCAUUGGCGACGUCCUCAGCGUGGUGCACACGGAGCCCGUGGGCUGGUGGCACUUCACACACAGCUAUGUGCGCGGUAACUGGCGUCGCGAGAAAACAUCGGCGCCGAGUUUGCUGACAAAGAGCUGCCACGACAUUGACGUGCUGCUGUGGCUGCUGUGCUCGCCCGCAUCGUACACGUCGGGGUCCCAGGUCCCGCAUUUGCCGUCGACCGUGUCUUCGUCUGGCAGCUUACAACUCUUCCGCAAGAGCCGCAAGCCCGUGGCAGCUGGCAGUGCGACCAACUGCCUUUCGUGCCCAGCCGAGCCUGACUGCAAGUAUUCGGCCAAGCGUAUCUAUGUGGGCGACCAGCUGCGCGGCCUGGGUGCCGGCAACAAGCGCUGGCCGGUGUCGAUUGUGCUGCCAGACAUUGAAGACUUCGCCUCCCAGGGUGGACACGCCGCUGCACAGGAGGCACUGCUCAAGACACUCUCCGAGGACUACGGUCCAGAGACACCCGACAGCGAGGUGGCCAAGCGCAACUGGUUUGGCCGGUGCGUGUUUGAGAGCGACAACGACGUGUGCGACGAUCAGGUGGUGACCGUGACGUGGGACGAAGACCCGCUGCUGAAGGAUGGUGGUUCCGACGCGGCAGUCACCUCUGCCAACCCCGUCGCCGAUCGGUUGCAGCACCGGGGCGCCAAGACGGCCACGUUCCACAUGGUGGCCCAAACAAAAAAGCUAUGCGAUCGGUAUACGAACCUCUACGGUGUGGACGGCGAGAUCUAUGCCGACCAAGAGACGAUCACUGUAGAGGACUUCAAGACAGGUUUAAAAACGGUGCACCGGCCACCAAUGGAAAGCAAGGGACAUGGCGGUGGCGAUGCCGGCUUGACACGGCAGUUUAUUCUGGCGGUUGACCAGGUCAAGAACCACGGGUGUGUUCCGGAGAAGGCGCAGCGCGAGAUUAUCGGGUGCACGAUGGAGGAGAUUAUUCGCAGCCAUGCUCUCGUAUUCUGCGCCGAAGCGGCACGGAACGGCAAGACUGUCGUGGACUGGGCGCCGUGGUGGGAGAAGGAGGUCGAGAGCCAUCUUGCUUGA
This is a messenger RNA of Sporothrix brasiliensis 5110, 1722 nucleotides long. RefSeq lists its product as uncharacterized. Lineage: Eukaryota; Fungi; Ascomycota; Sordariomycetes; Ophiostomatales; Ophiostomataceae. Bases 1 to 1722 code for a protein of 573 amino acids. Gene Ontology annotation, molecular function: nucleotide binding. The transcript has a single exon. The record is from RefSeq and is a predicted model, not a curated record.